AUACCAUUGGAAGUUCAUGUAAGAAUCCAAUGGUAUAUUGUCUUUUGCACAAUGCUGGAGACAAAUGAAAGCCGAAAGAAUAGGACAAAUGCCACCCGUCCUUUUCCAAAUCUUCCCUUAGAAUCUUUGAGAAUUACAGGAUCGGACAGUUUUGUACCACACACUGAAAAAGGAAGAUGGUCGAAAAAUUUGGUGCAACCUCAAGGGCCCCGUAUUCAACCACGACAUUCAUCUUCUUGUGAUUCGCAGAUGCAAUUGAGAAGAGAGGACCAACCUAAAAUUCCAACUCCACCUCCUGUUCCGAAUUCCUGUUUGAAACUUGGAUACAAAUCUGGUACCAUUAGAAGUGAAGGCCAAAGUUACUUCCAGGCAGUGGAAAGGCCCACCACUCAUUCAGAGUCUCCCACAGGCCUUUACAAACCGCUACCUAUUGCUAUCUCCGAAUGGAACCAACUUCAUGGAUUUCCACGGAAUACCAUUGUUCCUGAUAAAGACACCGAAAGCACCCUUAUCCGCCCUAGUUCAGUGAAAAAUGUAGUGGCAAAUAUCCGUAAGUCAGCCCCAGUUUCUGAGUCACGAGCAACAUCUGCUGAAGUAAUGAACGGAUGUCAGAAAAGAGAGACAAGGAAAAGCCCUAAAGCUCGGUACGCUAUGUCUACAAACUGCAUUUACGAACCGAAUUCAACUAUAAUGUGGAGGAAGAUAUUUCCGAACACAUCAGACACCGCCAUGGAUCGUGUCCUGAGCCCAUCGUUAUUGGAAUCUUCUAGAGAUGAUUUAUCUUCCAUAUGCUCUUCCAGCGAUCACACAAUAGUUGGACAGCAAAGUAUCACAACGGACGAUACAUUAACAGAGGAGAGAUUGGCUGCAUUGAAUGACUGUGGAGGCCAGGCAUCUGUUGCCGGUUCUGUCUGUACUGCGAGACUUGUCAGUAGGAGUCCAACUUCUGAAGAGGAAGAAAACUUUUACAUGGCACCUCAGAAUGCAAGCUAUCAAAUCCCUUACCAAAACACAAACAAGUCAGGUGUUCUUUCUGAAGGGUUGGAUAAAUCUUGGUCAACAUAUUCAAUGUACGAGUCGGCAACCGACGAACCCAUAAGCACCUCUACCCGUAAAUCAUCUCCAGCUAGUGUUGGAAGUGUUUCGGACACAUUUGCCACCCAGUCCUCCCAGUUCUUAAUGAAUAAUGACUUCAUGAUGGGAAAGAAUCCGUUGUCUUUACUUCCAAACAAAACUCGUGGCUAUUUAGAAAAAAUGCAAAAUGUACCACAGGACCAAAUCAUGCACUUUGCCGAGAUUGGUUCAUAUAUCAAAGAAUGUUACGACCAUUGCAAGGUAUGUGACGUUCGGUUCCGUGUGAAUGAUGAAGUUCUUUAUGCCCAUCGUGCUGCGUUGUGUUCCAUGAGUCCGUACUUUGAAUCCAUUUUUACUGAAAACAGUCACAUGAAAUCGAAACAAAUGGCAGAGAUUCGUCUCCGAGGAUUGUCCAUGCAAUCUUUAAAGGCCUUCAUGAACUUUGUUUAUGCAGGAAAACUGGAAAUCACAACUUCAACUAUUUUGGAUUUAGUUAAAAUCUCGAGGCAGUUUCAAAUUCCAGAAAUAAGGGAAAGAUGUCUCAGGAAGAUAGGGACUCUCCCGCAUGAUGAUCUUGUUGCGUUGUUGGUGGCGGUGAGGAAGGAUCCGGAGAGUAACUUCAUUAUACCAAUACUCCGUUGUAUAUCGCAGAGAUUUCUCGACAUUUCUCAGCGCAGAUCUUUCCUGGAGCUGGACAUUGAAACCCUUCGUGUCAUUCUGUCGCACGAUGAGUUAGUCACUUCAACUGAGAUGGACGUCUUUUGCGCAGGCUUAGAAUGGAUUAAUGCAUGUCCAGGUGAACGUUCGCAGUACUUGGGAGCCAUUAUGAAAUGCAUUCGGUUCCCCUUGAUGUCACAACAAGACCUGGUUGGGUGCAUCGACAGAUGCAGUCUUCUUGCAGCCGAUGAGAAAUGUUUAGACAUGAUCUACAAGGCCAACUGGAUUAGAACUGUGAUGGCACUUAAUAGGCAAGAUCCCCUAAACCUGAAUAUACCAGAAUCAAGGUACCUUACUGCACAUGAAGAUUCAAACAACAGCACUAACUAUAUCAAUAAUAAUGCCACUCCAGUUGACUUGAUGGAUAUAUCAUUCGGAAGUAUUGAAAGUUACGAGAAUUACACGGAGAGUUUCAAUAUCGGAAGUAGAGAAUCCUUGGAACAAUUUUCCCCGUCACAAGAAAUUAGUGCGCAAAAGUUGAUCAGCGCUGGGGAUUGUGCUAAGGAGCAUAACACCUUAAACCAUCCAUCAAAACCAGAUCUGAAUGAAAACCCCUCCAUGAUUGUGCUAGACCAGAAGUUAUACGUGAUAGGAGGGUUGCGCUAUAAUAACGACAAUCCACUUCCCCGAAGAGAUGUUUGGGUUUUCUGUCCGAAGAGUGGUUGGCGGAAAUUGACGCCACUGAGAACUGCUCGGCACCAGCAUGCACUAUGUGUUUUUGAUGGUUGCAUUUACGCUAUCGGUGGUCUUGGGAGAAACAACAGAAUUCUUAAGUCAGUGGAGUGUUACAACCCAUCUACAAACAGCUGGCAUUUCUUAAAGUCUUUGACGACAGCACGUGCUGGCGCUUGUGCUGCAGAGCUUAAUGGAAAUAUAUUCGUAGCUGGGGGCUUUGGGUACCGUCAGGAUGGAAGUAACAUAAUCUUUGAUAGUGUUGAAUGUUACCACCCAUUCACAAACAGAUGGACUGCAAAGGGUAGCCUAAGAUAUGGUCGUUGUCAUGCCACAAUGACUAGCAUUGGAAAUAGUUUGUACCUAAGUGGAGGAUUGGCUAUUGAUAGAAAAUCGUCAGCUGCGUUAAGUGUACAAGAUGUUGACUUGUAUGAUACAAACAAAGAUUCCUGGAUGCUGCUUACUUACAUGGAUAAAGCUCGUCAUAGUGCUGCCUCUUUUACUUCAGGUAAUAAAAUGUAUUUGAUUGGCGGGUCAUCUACCAAUAGAGGGGAAAAUCUGCAAGAAGAUAUAGAAUGUUGGAACGUACAGAGGAACACAUGGCUGUCUACUUUUGAGCUCCCAGUUGAAGUUCAAUGGAUCAUGGGGCUUGCCCAAUUUUAGAAUUUGGAGGCAGAAAAUAAAGCGAAAUUCAUAUUUUAAAGACUAAGGAAUGUUAAAAGAUUUUUGUUUUUAAUAUUAUUUGUGUGAUUUAUCAUUCAUAUUUUAAAGACUCCGUGUCAGAAAUGCUUAAAGUCGUUUGGUACAUACCAAGGUAUGUACUUGACAGAAGUUUCAAAUGGGCAGUUGUAAUACACAAGAUCAUAAUUCCUAGAAUUAAAUAAAAAAGAAAUUCUA
Molecule: messenger RNA, 3360 nt
Organism: Saccostrea echinata
Lineage: Eukaryota; Metazoa; Mollusca; Bivalvia; Ostreida; Ostreidae
Product: kelch-like protein 3
Exons: 9
Coding region: 52-3126 (1024 amino acids)
Molecular function (GO): protein binding
Source: RefSeq, a predicted model, not a curated record